CCCUCUUUCAGUUGUAUCAUUUUUUCUGCCAUACGGUCCUCCAGACUGGAGGGGGCUUCACUCUUCUGCUUGAUAAGCCAAUGUGAAUUGAAAUAAGUCUACUGGUUAGUAAACACCUUGGUGGCAUGUAACUUGUAUCCUUAUAUACGGGAUUCGCUGUACUGAUCUCCAAUUAAGAACAAAAAGUGAAAAUGCUUCGCGGCAUCAGUGAAUGCUUCUACAUGUAAUUUGAUUCGUUGUCAACAUUGCAUUUUGCGUAAGUUCCCGUGCCCGACGUAAGAAAUUAUAUCAGAUAUUUUGGAAGGAGAAAUCAUUGUUUAGUGGCGUUAUUGGUGUAAGAUGGCCGGAUAUAUUCUGCAAUGGUUCCUGGCCUUCAUUGUGCUUUACGUACAAUUUCAUCUGAGUUCCGGCGAAAAUGCAACCAACCAAUCUUCAUGGAGUAGACUUAGUUCAUUCCUGUUUGAUGGUGGUUAUGACAUCACAGAGAUCCCAUUGGUUGGAGAUGACACUCCACUUCCGGUCACCUUGCAUCUUACUCUUCAGUCUAUUAGGGAAGUGAAUGAAAAGGAGCAGAGCAUCACUGGGACAUCAACACUAACAGUGGUAUGGGAAGACGAGCGUCUAACAUGGAACCCCGGUAAACAUAGCAACCUGACAGUACUCACAAUCCCUUACAGAAAGGUUUGGACGCCAUCCCUCAGCCUCUUCAACACAAAUGUUGAGACUUCUCGUAUCCCGCCAAACCCAGACGACACCAAAGUCCACGUCAGAGAUGACGGGCAAAUAAGAAUGGAAACGGUCUUCCGGCACAGCACCAGAUGCACUAUGGACCUCACUCUCUUCCCGUUCGACUCCCAGAUCUGUAAAAUGAUCAUUGCCUCUCAAGACAUCAUCACCAACGUCGUGCUCAUUCCGGGGGUCUUCAUUCACCGGGCCGAGGAUCGACCACUGUAUUGGGACCUCACCAGUUUGGUCGCCGAGUCGCGCUCGAGAGAGAAUCGAGCCGGCGACCACGCGGUCUCCGAUCUGUUGGUGAUAAUGCACCUGGAGCGACUUCCUAAUCACUACAUUUACACCAUCAUCCUCCCCGUCACGCUUAUCAACGCCAUUGGCAUCUGGACCUUCUUCAUCCCUCUCAAGAGUGGUGAGCGCGUAACAACUUGCAUCUCGGUGGUUCUUGGUGUCACCGUCUUUCAGAUUGUUAUCAUUGACGUCAUGCCACAGACAACCCGAAGUGGAGCCAUUCCCCCCACCAUCAAAUACCUGACUAUGACCUUCAUCACCCUGGCUGUCAUCAUGAUGUGUUCCGCCAUGUCCCUCAACAUCACGUACCAAAGGCGUCGUAUCAAGAACAGAUUCUUGAGGAUGCUGUUCUUUCGGAUCUUGGCCACCAUGGUGUUCAAGAGACAGGAAGGUCUGAGGAAGAUGACUGAAAGAAACGUCCAGUCAGCAAAAAGUGAUGGUCAAGAUCUAAAUAGAUCCAACAACUUCUCCCUCUGUGAUGAAACACGCGACAACACACCCCAAGUCAUACAAAGCAGAGAAAACGUCUCUGAAGAGAACGACAUGGAACUUGUUGCAACCAUCGUCGACCGAAUCUUCCUUUGCACGUUCCUUGUGAUCGAGAUCUGUAUGAUAUUCAUGUUCAGAGCCACUUUCUCCAAUGAUGCUUAG
Molecule: messenger RNA, 1674 nt
Organism: Strongylocentrotus purpuratus (purple sea urchin)
Lineage: Eukaryota; Metazoa; Echinodermata; Echinoidea; Camarodonta; Strongylocentrotidae
Product: acetylcholine receptor non-alpha chain-like
Exons: 8
Coding region: 340-1674 (444 amino acids)
Biological process (GO): monoatomic ion transmembrane transport; chemical synaptic transmission; regulation of membrane potential
Cellular component (GO): neuron projection; synapse; membrane
Molecular function (GO): transmembrane signaling receptor activity; neurotransmitter receptor activity; extracellular ligand-gated monoatomic ion channel activity
Source: RefSeq, a predicted model, not a curated record